Messenger RNA from Penicillium verrucosum, 486 nucleotides. Its product is annotated as Concanavalin A-like lectin/glucanase subgroup. Gene Ontology annotation, biological process: carbohydrate metabolic process. Lineage: Eukaryota; Fungi; Ascomycota; Eurotiomycetes; Eurotiales; Aspergillaceae. The coding region runs from base 1 to 486 and encodes 161 amino acids. The transcript is spliced from 2 exons. Gene Ontology annotation, molecular function: hydrolase activity, hydrolyzing O-glycosyl compounds. The record is from RefSeq and is a predicted model, not a curated record.
AUGGCUCUUGCGUACCAUAACCCAAUUAUCCCAGGAUUUGCUCCUGAUCCUACCAUCUGCGUAAUCGAUGGCGUAUUCUAUCUGGUGAACCCAAGCUUUAAUCUCUAUCCCGGGCUACAUAUUUAUAUUUCAAAUGACCUGGUCUCGUGGAAACAUAUUUGUAAGACGUUUCUGCCUAACUCCAUCGACCGGAAACCAUCCAAAUUCUCCCUGUCCCGAGCGACCACAUUCAUUGCCCCAUGGGAUGAUGGCACAGCAAUGGUUGCAACUGGGGGCCUUUACGCGCCCACAAUUCGGCACCACAAUGGCAUAACCUACAUCAUAUGCACCAACGUCAUCCAUGGUCCAUCCAAUGUACUGGGUGAUGAACGAAAUGAACAAUUCAUCAUUCACACAACUGAUAUUUGCUCGGGGAGUUAUACAAGAAGGACGGCUGGUACUACCUUCUAUGUGCCGAAGGGGGCACAUUUCGAUACCAUAUGCUAA